Messenger RNA from Caretta caretta (loggerhead turtle), 3702 nucleotides. The record is from RefSeq and is a predicted model, not a curated record. NCBI's taxonomy places the organism in Eukaryota, Metazoa, Chordata, Testudines, Cheloniidae.
GGGCCGCGGCUGGGCCGGCGCGUGCUGCAGCGAGGGGUUUCCUAGGUGAUGGCGGCAGCGUUGCGCGCAGGCUCAGAGCUUCUGGUCUCCCGUGCGCCGGGCCGUGCCCAUAGGUGGACGUGCCCAGCCGGGUUCGGAGGGGGCGGGGCACAGCCUGAAGCUUCGCCCCCUCCCCCCCGGUGUGUCGCAAAUUCCAGUCCGGGCAGGCAACGGUGGGCACGGGACUUCCGGGGCGGGGGGGGGGGGUGGUUGGAGCCUCACACCUCCCACCCCUGCCGCGCGCGUCCGGAGCGCAUGCGCAGUGUGGGGCGGCGGCUGGGGCGCCGGCGCUGUGUUUCCGGGUCGCAGGGAUCGUUUCCGGGGCGUGGAAGCCAGUCUGGGAAGCUGCCGCUGCCGGGUAUUAACUAUUCAUCUGUGUACCUGAUGCUGAAAUUUGUUCCUCUUUAAAUUGAGGAGACCAUUGUUAUGAUUCUCCGUGACUAAAUACCAUUCCCCCCAUCGUUACGUUACAUUACGUUACGUUACGUUAUAUGCCAAGCUGAUACAAUGAUGAAUUCUCAAAGUUUCUCGUUACCAACAAUGGUACCCAGUAGUUCUGUUAUUAAUAAUUCCAUGACUAGUAACUUAUCAACAAACAAUCCACCCAGCAAAUCAGUUCUCAUUAGCAAACCGUUUAAAUGCUCUGAAUGUGGCAGAUCUUUUGCCCAGCUGACAGAGCUGGAGCUUCAUGAGAUGUCUCACGCUGCGGAGCGACCGUAUCGCUGCGAGCUCUGUGGAAAGACCUUUGCGCAGACAUCAGCUCUGGUGAAGCACCAGCGCGUUCACACAGGAGAGAAGCCUUACAAGUGUCCCAUGUGUGGGAAGACCUUUGCUCUGUCCUCUGGCCUGGUACUGCACAAACGCAUUCACACUGGCGAGCGACCCCACACCUGCCCGCUCUGUGGCAAGAAAUUCAUCUCCUCCUCCCACUUGGCCCUGCAUCUGCGCUCGCACACGGGCGAGAGGAAGUACAAGUGCAAUGUGUGUGGGAAGCUCUUCCUACAGUCCUCGCACCUUGUGAGGCACAAAGCAAUCCACACGGGGGAAAAGCCCUUCAAAUGUGAGGACUGUGGGAAGAACUUUGGGCGUGCCUCACACCUGAAGACUCACCGACGUGUCCACACAGGGGAGAGGCCUUUCAAAUGCACCCAGUGCGAGAAGGCCUUCACACAGAAGGCAGGACUAAUCCUGCACAUCCGCCUUCACACUGGUGAGAGGCCCUACAAAUGUGAGAAGUGUGGGAAAAACUUCCGUUCCUCUGCUCACCUCAUGUCGCAUCAGCUCCUUGAGUCUGGGGAGAGGAAUUUCAAAUGUACCACAUGCAGUAAGGCCUUUAAGCAGGCCUCAUCUCUCAAACAGCACCUAAAAACACAUGAAGCCCGUGAGCCUCACCGCUGUUCUGUUUGUAGCCGAACUUUUUCUAGGUCUUCUUAUCUCCAGCUUCAUAUGAGAACGCACAGUGGGGAGAGGCCCUAUCAUUGCAUGGUUUGCAACCGGACUUAUGCCAAAAUGUCUACAUUUGAGAAACAUUGUAAAAAGCAUCAGCAGGAUGAAGAGGGGUGCGACAUCAGGCCCAGAGCAAUGACUACAAGGGCAAAAGCACUAGCUGAAAAGAAAAGGCAGGAACAGAAACAGCUGCACCAAGAUGACCACCCAGAACAACAUCAUCAACAUGACAGAGAGCAGCAACAAGAUGGAGAGCAGUAAAUAAUCACUAAAACCAAAAUUGGGUGUGAUUCCCUGCGUCCCCACCCCAAAUGGGGGAGGGAGUGGCUGAGUUAAUUUCUAUCAAAUAAAAACCCCGAGUCACACCAGUGUUGUUCAAGAAAACAUUCUGACGUGGAAUUCUGCAUUCUAAAGGUGCAAGGCAAACACUUUUCUUUGUCACACCAGACAUCUCUCCAAGAAGUCUCCCAGUGCUCCAUACAAUCAGUGUUGUGUUCAAAAUGUUACACGGUUACAAUAGAGUUUCACAGAGUUCAUCCUUCGCUAUUUUGUUUUAAAUAGGUAGGAUGCCUCUUCUAAGCUAGAGUCGUAAGGAUUACCAUUCAGCCAAAAUGUUCAAUUUUAUAGGGAUUGUUUAAAAAAAAAAGGAGAGGGGUGAGUCUUUGGCUGCAAGAUGUAAAUUGAGAUCCCUUGGGUGAAGAUUAAAGAAAGUGACAUUCCUGCCCAAAUUGGAGUCCAGCUUUUUGCUUACGCUGGUACCAGAAAUUGGGUAGGGAAAGAUGAAUGGAAUUUUAACCUGUGAAGUGCAAUUUGUUUCUAAAGCACUGUAAAUAUCUAGAAAAUAGUGUCUGAGCCUUUUUUUCUUACUUUCCCAAGGGAAAGGAAAGUUCUGCUCAGCAUCCGAGCACGGCUUGGUGCCCUGAGUGAGAUAGGUUUGAAGAGUGGCAGGUCUUACUGUGUGAUGUUGGAGAUCAGCCUUUUUUCAUUUCAGAAAAUAAAUAAGGCAAGUGGGGCGAAUCUGUAAUUCAGGUUACUUUGAACAAUUUUGAACUUCCAGAACAUCAUUUUGUAUCAAAGCUGAAAGAAUAAAUUUUUUUUUUUUUUUUAAUUUUAAGCUUUUCAGAACAGAAAAUUUGUUGGUAGAGAGAGAUUCUAAUCUCUGACGUUGUUUGGCCAAAUCAAGUAUACUGUUAACGUAUUGCUGUCUUUGGUUACUGAACCUAUUACAUUGGGAAAACUUGGAAAUAACUUGAUUUGACUGCGGUCGUUAUGGGAUUUCAUGUUAAAUAUGGCUGAGAGAUCAUCUUUAACAGAACUGAGAUGACACUCUACAGAUUCUGAGGAGCGCUAAACAUAUUUUUAAAGUAAACAAAAACAGCAGGGGAAAAUGUGGUGCCUUUAUGACAGCAUAGCUCUUCUUAAACCAGGGCUUCAUCCUAAGUUCCUAUAAGCUUUAAAUCAUUUUAGCAACACUCUUAUAGAACCUACUUUAAAUGUUUGCUUAUCACUUAUUAUUACACAAAAAGUCACUUAUGCCAGGAAAAAAAGGAAGAAAUCGUUUCCAUAAUUUGAGCAUGUUUAAAUGCAUGUUCCUAUUUUCUAUAUUGAGUGCAUUGACUUUCUCAGACUAACUAUAUUUUCAUGCCGUUGUGUGAAAACACACAUUUUGCACUUUAAGGAUAUAUUUAGAAAGGCAUGUGUCUUUGGUUCUCUGUUGCAUACUCACAGCUCCAUGUUUUUAGGCCAAAAAUGUACUGUUGCAGUUGGAAUGAAAACUUAUGCAUUGUAAAUAUAUCAAAGAAUUGAGUCAGAUGAAUUACACUGUGGGGGAAUUGAAUUCAAUUUAACAGCACGUUCACAGAUAACAAAACUGAUGAAAGAAUCCUUUGACUUGUCUUCAGAAUUUACUGUACAGUGGAUGACCUGAGGUACAAAAAGUCUUUCGCAGACCUGAUAUUUUUAUAUAGCUGAAUUGUACACUUGCAGUAUUCAAACAGACAAAUAGAACUUCUGAUAUAAGUCAGAGUUUAUUGUCAUCGUAACUUAUAAUGCAAACUUUUGCUACAGACUUUAGAUUCAUUCUGUUGUGAACUGUAAUAUUCUUUGAGAGGGACCAGACUCACUGGGAUAUAUCUGCAGUCGUCUGAUGGAGCAGUGCCAUACAAGUAGAGUUUAUCUUUUUGUACUUCAAUAUGCCUAUUAAAAUAACCACUAUAA